Molecule: messenger RNA, 378 nt
Organism: Bursaphelenchus xylophilus (pine wood nematode)
Lineage: Eukaryota; Metazoa; Nematoda; Chromadorea; Rhabditida; Aphelenchoididae
Source: the annotation of a GenBank genome assembly
AUGCAUUCCAUCCUUACAUGGUCGCAAAUGGCGUAUUUAGAAACCCGGAACUUUAAAUUUGUGGACAAAAAAUCUGCUGUGGUUGUCGUGGACGAGACAUCAGUCUGUUGGGAAAGUAAUGUGCGCUUCUGGUGCCUUGGAAUCACCCUUUAUUGCUUUGUGACAAUUGUGGAUUCGGUGCGCGACCCAGUCCACAUUAUUGUCCCUACAGUCUAUGAUAAUUGUUAUGGCAAAAGGUUUUUGAGGAUCCAAAACUCGUCCAACUAUAAGGCUGAAAUGUCAGACGACAGGGGCUUUGAAUUUCGCCUUACAAAUCGACUUGCUGCACGCAAUAAGAUGAAUAUUGACUUUACCGAUGAGCAUACGACGAGAGUAUAG